UCAGAGUCACGUGACGUAACAAGCGCGUGUGUUGCUAUGUGACGCCGGUGUAGGAGCCGAGCUGCUACAAUGGAGUAGUCAAAUCCGAGGGACGAGAUAGAACAGGCGGAACAAGCACUGAGAGCCCCCGAAACAAACACAGCUAUGUCAGAAGUAGACGAGACGUACUCGCGUGGAGAAGGCUUCCCCGACAAAGCGGAAUUCGAACGAAUUCGGGAACGAGGAAGGGACCGCCUCCUUCAGCUGUCCAAGCCGAAGGAACCUAAGGUAGAAUGGUGGACCAGCGUUGGGCCGAAUGUGAAGUGGGGCACCCAGGACAUGCUUUGGCCAAUCCCCAAGUCUGCCAUGACAACGCUGGCUUCAAACAGGGUGUCCGAGCUAGCGACACCAAAAAGGAACUUCCAGAAAGAAACCAACAUAGACAAUCACCCCCUGUUUUACUAUAGCUGUGGGCGAUCGUCGGUGCUAUGGAACGUAAGCCCUAAAGCCAUGGCGUCGGCGGCAUCGCAGAGAGUCAUGGAACUGGCCAAACCCAAAAGGUCACAUCAGGAAUAUAUGGAACACAGGCCACAGUUCUUCUACAGCUGCGGCAGGUCGAGUCCAAUCUGGGACGUGGAUGAAGGCGCUGCUGGGUGUGGAGACCGAGCCCGCACAGUUCAACUGGCACAACACAAACCCUACCAUAAAGACUUCCAGUCCAGCAGACAGGUGCAGACUGUCAUCCCUUCUCCUGCACUCAAAGCUCGGACAUCCGAGAGGAUCGAAUCUCUCGCCACACCCAAGGACAGGAACCCGGGGCCCUUCAGAGAACCACAAUGGACUGUGAGUGCUGCUGCCAAGAACUCCUCAGCCAGCACCAGGAGCAUGGAGUUGGCCCGAGCCAAGGGCACCACCGAGGGCUUCCAGCCUGCCAAGGAGGUGGAAUGGCCCGUCACACGAGCAGCGAAACGUGCAGUAGCUUCAAGCCGAUUGGAUGAACUCUCACAACCUAUUGUGCGAGCAUCAAUGGACCAUGUGCAAUUCAAUCCCGAUGCAUUUGUAGUGAGAGAAUCGGCUCUGAAGGGCGUGGUGCCUCGGCGAAUCGAGGACUUGGCACAACCCAUCCAGAGGGGUUAAAAUGGCUGGGGUACAGGGGGUUACAGGAUAUAGGGUUAACAGGAAUUAUUGAACGGAGGGCUAAAUGGGACAUAACUUUCUAAAUAAGCAAAAUGUGAAUUUAAAGAACGUAACUUUAAUUAGAAAUGCCAUCAACAUUAUACAUGUGUUGGAGUGUUCAAACUUGAUAAUGUAGUUUUAUCAGAGUCUCUUAAUCUCUUUUGAUGAACAAUGUCAAUUGAUGCCUAUGAUUUCCACAAGAAUGGUUCCUUGCUGUUUUCAGAAUAACCACCUGAAGACAGACAACUCAUUUCAUAAGGCGUCAGCGCCAGGUGAAAUACAUUUGUCCAUUAUUUGUGCUUUCUUUGACUGGACAAAUGAUACGAUUUUGAGUUCCUACUCCCAAGAUUUCAGCUGUUCGUUUUCUAUGUUUAUCGUUAAUGUGGCAAUAUCUAAUGUUUACUUCUGUUUCCUUGGUUACCAUCAAAUUACAUUUCUAGACUACCAAUCGUAAUUCAGUAGUCAUUCUACAGAGAUGCCAACCAUUACAAUUUUUGGCAUAUUUACUGAUUUUGAGUUUAAACAUUUGUUGAUACUUUGUCCCCCUGCAAAUCAUGAUUCGCAAAUUGUUUACAUGCAUAAUUAUGGACAGCAAAUUGUUAAUACAACCGUAACAUUCUACAGCAAGACUAUGCUGACCAAUGAGAGCCAUGCUUUCAAUUCACAGUGUUAAAAUAUCAAUUACUCAGCGGUAUGAGGUCUUGGACAGAGAGUUGUGUUAAAACACACUCAAAACAUUUUAUCAGUCAAUCUUUGCGGUGCAGACAGGGAAUGAAUGGUAUUGUUAAUGUUACUCCUUUUUCCGCACUUAAUACUCCAAAGCUUCAAUCAGGGUUGGCAUUGCUGGUUAUGGCAUCAUGUGAUUCUUUUGUUCCAAGAAAUCUCAUCACUGAUUUUGCAGGACAAGUUUAUCAUUGAGCCUAAGAGAGAGUAUUACGUAAACCAUUCAGUAUUACAGUUUUUUUUCAUUGUACAGGAGUUGAUUGUAUUUAUUUUGUGUAUAUUGAUGUAAUAUUAUUGCUGCCUUUUCGAUGCAGCCAUGAUAAUACCAGCCUGAAACUUUUGUACAUUAAAUAUGGUAUAUGCGUAAUAUUUUUAUAUUUAUUUUCUAAAUAAUCAUAAUCACUGUGGAACAACAUGCACAGCGCUAGCCAUUGACAGACCAGUCUCCAGGCAAUGUGAAUCACUUAAGAAAUGACUGUAAUAUGUAACAUUGUAAUAACUGGCUGAAUGUAAUACAAGAACAGCUGCCAUGCAGUUGGAACUGUUGUGGUUCAUUCCUACAACAUUUUCCUUUCAAAACAACUUUAGUCUGAAAUCUGAUGACAUCCCCAGUUGUCACUUGUAUUGUGUCAACAUAAAAUAACUGACCAUAAUUUCAUCAAUCUGAAACAAGCGUGAAUAUGGGUGUUAAUAGUUCCUGUGCCUAAUGGUCACAGAGGGGCGUGUCAGUGUUUUUCCAUGACAAAUUUAUUUAUUUGCAAUAACCUUGAUAACCUUCAACAUAUCUCAGUCUAUGUGCUUGUAAAUAAAUUGUUUUUGUUUUGAACAUU
This is a messenger RNA of Haliotis rufescens (red abalone), 2708 nucleotides long. RefSeq names its product testicular haploid expressed gene protein-like. NCBI's taxonomy places the organism in Eukaryota, Metazoa, Mollusca, Gastropoda, Lepetellida, Haliotidae. The record is from RefSeq and is a predicted model, not a curated record. The transcript is spliced from 8 exons. Bases 145 to 1116 code for a protein of 323 amino acids.